This is a messenger RNA of Plectropomus leopardus (leopard coralgrouper), 879 nucleotides long. The record is from RefSeq and is a predicted model, not a curated record. NCBI's taxonomy places the organism in Eukaryota, Metazoa, Chordata, Actinopteri, Perciformes, Serranidae.
CAGAGCUGCUGUAUGCACUGCAGUGGUGUAAGGAGGUAGACUACAUCCCUGCAUAUCACAGCCUGCUAACUGACGGAGGUCUGUUGGAGAGACUCCAGAACCACGUUACUAUGAAAGAUCUGCUGCAGACACUCUACUCAAGGUCAGUGGAGGAUGGAGGUCUAUGGUCUCUGACUCUAGAAAACUACAUCCACACCAACAACUUGCCAUCCACUCACAGUGCAACAGUGAGGAAGCUUCAUGGCAGUGCAGACAGUUUAUUCCCGGUGUCUCAAAGCAAAUUGAGCACGCUCCAGGUACUCUGCCCCACCAUGACCAAAGAAGACAGAGAGACUCUCGUUGCUCUAGCAACGGCUGGAAUAAUCAACUGGCAAGAGAAUGAUGAUGUGUAUGGAUGUUUGGCGGUGCUGCUGUGCUGUCUCAACGCCAACACACAAACAGAGGAGGAGGUUGUGCAGGCUAUCCUGGCCACCCUGAUGGAGUGGAGGAACAGUAAGGAGGACUGGUUCCUCUUUAGCAGUGACCUGUCUAAAGCUACCGCAGAACAGUUGAACCUUGCUGUGGAGAUGAUGCGUUUCCUGUCCUGGCUGGUGACUCACUGUCCCACAGUUCUUGGGAGCAGCCAGUGGGACUUCUUGCUCUGCUCUAUGUUAGCCUGGUUGGAGACCGCGAGUGAGAAUGUGAGCAGUCUGUGGAACCCAUGGGUGCAGCUGUUUGUGUGUGAGGACGCUGCUUUGAUAGUGAAGCUGAACCAGUUCUUCACAUCAUCUUCACCGGAUGUACUGGAGAAGCUGCCGUCUGAAUUGACUGGUGAAUGGAGAGACUUCUUCGUGGAAGGAAUCUACAACCUGCUGUUUCCUCUGCCAGUCCAUAUCACAG